Messenger RNA from Talaromyces rugulosus, 1449 nucleotides. RefSeq lists its product as uncharacterized. Bases 1 to 1449 code for a protein of 482 amino acids. Gene Ontology annotation, biological process: fungal-type cell wall biogenesis; carbohydrate catabolic process. The record is from RefSeq and is a predicted model, not a curated record. The transcript is spliced from 3 exons. Gene Ontology annotation, molecular function: mannan endo-1,6-alpha-mannosidase activity. Lineage: Eukaryota; Fungi; Ascomycota; Eurotiomycetes; Eurotiales; Trichocomaceae.
AUGCCACACUUCACGCCAUGGCAAAUACUAUUAUUGGUGAUCGCACCGUUGGUCUGGGCGAUCACUAUCGACAUCAAAGACCCAGAUUCCUUCAAAACGAGCGCGUCCACCGUGGCUAGCGACAUGAUGACAUACUACGCCGACAGAGACAGCAAGGCGAUCCCAGGCAAAUUCGACGGCACCUGGUGGGAAGGCGGCGCGAUGUUUAUGGGUUUGAUACAAUACUGGCAUUGGACCGGCGACACAACCUGGAACGACCAGGUCAAUGCCGGCAUGGUCUGGCAGGCUGGGUCGGCGGGGGAUUUUUUCACAGCCAACUACAGUGAUACUCUGGGCAAUGACGAUCAAGCGUUUUGGGCACUGGCAGCCUUGACAGCGGCCGAGUUGAACUAUCCCGAAGUCCCCAACGCGCCAUCGUGGCUGACCAUGGCACAAGGAGUAUUUAACGACCAGGUAGGCCGAUGGGACAUGUCAAGUUGCAAGGGCGGAUUGCGCUGGCAAUUAUAUCCGUAUCAAUCAGGGUACAAAAUCAAGAAUGCCAUCUCCAACGGCGGACUGUUCCAGAUCGCGGCACGCCUGGCUCGAUAUACAGGGAACCACACGUACGCCGACUGGGCAGAGAAGAUCUGGGACUGGAGCGCGACGACCCCGUUGCUAAAUACGUCCACAUGGUAUAUUGACGAUACGGUGACAACCCACUCGGACUGCACAGGCCAUGUAGACAUUCAGUGGACGUACAACUAUGGCACGUAUCUGAUGGGCGCUGCGUAUUUGUACAACAUGACGAAUGCCGGCUCCAAAUGGAAAGCCGCGGUGGACGGGCUGCUGGACCGGACCUUUUCGACCUUCUUCCCCAGCAAAUACGGCGGAAAUGUCAUGUCAGAGACGGCCUGCGAAACAUUGCACACAUGCGAUCGCAAUCAGAUUUGCUUCAAGGGCUUCCUGGCAGCAUGGCUGGCGACCACCAGCCAGCUUGUUCCGUACACGCAGGGCGAAAUCAUCCCGAAGCUGCAAUACUCGGCGGUAGCAGCAGGCAAACAAUGCACCGGGCUCCAAGACCAUGAACACUGCGGAGUGCAAUGGUUCAAUUCGACGUGGGAUGGCAGCACAGGCAUUGAGCAGCAGAUGGCCGUCCUUAGCCUCUUCGCCAGCAACCUGGUUGCAUUUGACGAGAGGCAGAGUGGAAGCAACACCGGUAGUGGUAGUAGUGGUAGUAAUGCCAACUACACAUCCCCCGAGCAGCCAGCACCCAUCACCGCGGGGACAGGAGGAAACAGCACAAGCGAUCCCAAUGCAGGCUCGCACAACGCGGGCGUCAGCAACCCCAACGCUGGGCUGUUGAAUAUUGGGACAGCAGACCGCGCCGGCGCCGGGGUUCUCACGGCGGCGUUUGUUAGCACUUGGGUUGGAAUGCUGGUCUGGCUCGCAUACGGGGCAACGAAAGAAUAA